Nematostella vectensis (starlet sea anemone) is the source of this 3926-nucleotide messenger RNA. RefSeq lists its product as uncharacterized. The transcript has 8 exons. The record is from RefSeq and is a predicted model, not a curated record. NCBI's taxonomy places the organism in Eukaryota, Metazoa, Cnidaria, Anthozoa, Actiniaria, Edwardsiidae. Bases 78 to 3845 code for a protein of 1255 amino acids.
CAUUUCCCCAAACGGAUCAAAAUGUUCGUGAAGCGAUACGGAAUACAGCUAAAAAUGAAGCUUAUUAAAUUUACAAAAUGUUAGAUUUUCUGAAGGACCACCCCGUCCUCACCGGACUAGCAGUCUGUGCAGCAGGAGCCGCAGUCUUCUGCUAUUGCACAUCGAGUGUCGAGAGUUAUGGUCAAGGAGAAGAGACCAAAGAAGAAGUAACCGUCGCGGUACAAGAUGCCGUCGAAGAUGACUCCGCAGUGCUUUUACAAGGAGCAGAGAAGUCUUCACAAUGCCAGGCUUUACUGAUUUACCAAGCCCGUUGCUGGGAGCAUUUACUCCCCAACUACAAGCAACUACACCCGGAACUCCACCCCCGGAUCCUGAUUAAGAUCUUCACCAAGCCACGAAUGUGGAUGCCAAUUGUACUCAUUCCAUCGGCCGUUAAGAGAACUGCAAUCGUUGACUGCAAGCAUUCCUUCUUGGAAGGGGAUAUCUUGUACCUCAUGUCGGCCAUAACCUUCGCGGUUCUCAUGUGUUUCAUCGUCAACUUUGUCGUGAGAAUGCAUAUUGAGCAGAAGGUCAAGUCCCUUCAGGUGAGCGUUCAUCACAUCCAGCAGAGAGCUAUAGCGGCGACAGACCGCCAAGACAGGAAGGAAGACAUCCAGCCAGCUUUACCAGCGAACAUGAGUUUCAUUGCAUCCUCUUCAGGAUUCGUGGAGGUCCAUCUUUCUGCUAUUCUCGGAUCACUGAGCACUCAAAGUCUUGAGAGUCUUGCCUCUUCUGCGUCACGCCAGGGACGUCAAGUCACACUUCACCCAUUCAUCACCGACUCUCUGGCUACGCUGACGAGACCUAUCAGUGUAGUGCUAUCGCCCGCCUCACAGCUUCCCAUCGCUCUCCCUUCAUUGGUGAACAUGAAGAAUGGUAAAUAUACGGUUGAACGGCGAUCUAUCAAGGUUCACCUGGUUGACUACAGCGCAAACGUGCCAGGUCACGUGUCAGCGCUUCCAAUGUCUGUCAGCCACUUGCCACAUGAUGACGACCAGUGCGUGAUGACCGAGAAGUCUGAGAGCAUCGAAGCUAACAUAAUCAGGGUCACCACCUUACAACUAGAUCUUGAGGAAAUCAAAAAGGAUUUACCAAAAAUUCUUGUGAAGUCUGUAUUUGGUUGGGUGACCGAGGUAUGCCCUGACGAAGAAACCGAGCGAGACCAAGCUCGCAUCACUCAGACUGAAUUGAUUAAGCCGUCCGCGCCAGUGAAGCAGGUAGCGGUUUCAUCAUCCCCAUCAGUUCUCAGGCAGCUCAACUUUACUGAGAUCCUCGGUUCUCUGAACACUCAAAACCUCGAGAGUCUUGCUUCUUGUGCUUCAUGCCAGGGUCGUCAAGCAAAACUACGUCCACCACUCGUCGACUCUCUUGUCUCGCUAAUGAGACCUCUACGUGUAGAGCUGGAGCGGAUGGAGCCUGGGACAACGUCAGUUAAACGGCAACUGCUUCCUGCAUUCGUUAUCAAAAGUGAUGGCAAAUAUUUGGUUCUUCGGCGCCGCGUUAACGUCUAUUUGAUUGAUUACUGCGCAACAGAGCCAAAGGAAGUGGUAGUUCUUCUGUCUUCUGUCUGCAAGCUGUCACAUGAUAGUCAUCAGUGCUUAGUGGGAGAGACGUUACCCGAAGGUAACACAGAAGGUGAUGCCAUUCUGGCAACAGACCUUGCGGAAAUCGAGUCUGAGUUUAGUCACCUGGGAGAGAAUGGUCAUGGUGAGAACACCAAGCCAGAGCAACGUGAAAACUGUGUAGAAAACACCAGUGGCGAAUACGUUGCCUCGACAAAUGAGCUCCAGAACAAAUACCCUUUUGGUAAUAUGGAAUCCCUGAACAGCAUAUAUCAGACAACAUCGAUGAAAGCUGAACAAUCAGACCCAACUCAUCAGAUUGGCACUGACGAGGGGAGGCUGGUAUAUGAAGAUGUAUCCAAGAAGACAACUGUCGAAGAGGAAGUCAGUGGAUUGAGUCUCCAAUGUGCUCCACAGAUAACAGAGGUACUAGAGAAGGAAGAAUAUCUAUUUACCGGUUAUCUACCAAACACAACUCUAGCAUCGUCAAGUGCCAAAGGCCCACAGCUGGAGAUUGCAGGCGAAGAAGAUGGAGUAUCAACGAAUAACCUAGCAGCUGAUACUGGAGUUUUGCAACUUCCAAAUGAAGGCAUGGAUGCGGAGCUCACUUCUGGCCACACACAUCCAAUGACUACUAAUGGUGUGGAUACUAGCAAAGGAGACCAAAAACUCCUUCAUAAAUGCACUCAUGAACAGAAGAAGAAGGCAAAGCGCAAAAACCAAAGACCGAAAUCAUCUCGACGCAGAUCACAGAAAGAUCAAAAUGACUGUCCAAAAAAAGAGAACGAGCCAGAACUAUGGGUAGAAGGAAGGAAGUCCAUCGUUCACAACGUCAAGGCCGAAGCGACACUCGAAGACGAAGACGGCAUACAUCCUAAGCAUAACACUUCUGUGACAGAGCCACCAGACGAAGGGCGUGAUGAUAUCAGCUCUCGGACGCGAGGAGUUACUAGUCAUAAGACAUCGACAGCUUCUGAAGCUGGUACAGUUAUUGUGAAUGUAGAAGGAGAACAGAAGGAGAACAACAAGCUAAACACGCAGACAAAGCAGAACAAGACGAAAAUUACCUCAAACAAGAUUGAUGCAGUGGCUGACCGAUUGUCGGUGCAAUCAGCUAAGUUAAAUGUCUGGGAAAGCGAGAAAGCAAAGAAAAAGGAAAGCUUCUCCGUCAAGAAACAAGUUGAUCUUAAGAGAGAUGAAGCUGCAUCACAUCAAAUGAUGAAGAAGCCUUGUGUAAAGUCACGUGAUGACACGCAUGUGACGAAACACAACGAUGACGUGCUGAUCAUCAGUAGACAUAAAAAUACAGCACCACCGCCAUCAGGAAUAAAUGCAAGUGGUUGGAGUAUAAACGAGGCAACAAAAAGUAAAAGAUCCAAAAAAGUAAAACACCGAAGCAAUAACGCAAAUGAUUUACCAAGAAAGGGCCACGCCUGUGAAGUAAUGGGGAGGUCCAACACAUCAUCGAACAGAAGAAUGGGUUCAUACUCAACAGCAGCCCAAAAGGGAUAUGGGACGAAUGACUACGAACAAGAACACGCAAAGUCAACUAACAGCAUUGCAUUACGGGACGAAGGAAUGAAUAGUUACUCGCGGCUACUUGUCAAGGCAAACAUGCACCAAGGGGACGGAAGACUCCUCAUCCCAGGGGUGCAGUGCUGUUCCAUUGCUCUCUGCGCCAUUCUCAGGGCGACCGGUAAAAGCCCGUUAAUGUGGACUCCUGAAGACAUAGAUGACAUAAUAAUCACCGGAGAUAGGAGACACAGGGAGACCCAACAAAGAAUGGGUCUCCCUAAAAGCGCCUAUCUCCAUAUUGAUGAGAUGGAAGAAGAGAUAAAACUGCGUGGUCGGCACUUCAGGGUCAAGAAAAGCGAUGUCUUAUGUGGUAACGUCAUGAACGAUGGCAGAGACAAGAACAACCCGCUACCGGGCAUUGAGAGUAGCAUCGAAUCUUUAAACGAGUAUAAUAUGUUUAUUGUAAGGUACUUGUUAUACACAAUCGCCAUAUUUAAGACAUCGCAAACCUGGUUGUUGUUUGACUCGCACAAUCGCGACCAGAAUGGAUUUAGACAUCCUGACGGGAAGGCUGUUGUUCUGGAGUUCAAGACCCUUCGGAGUGUUGCCUGUUACAUUAGGCAGUUUGUGAGCUGUAACGGUUUAGGCCACGUGACGGGACCACGCCCGCUAGAUGAUCGGCAGUUGAGUUACGAACUGGCAGGCGUGAGAGUAGCUGUACUGAGCUGAACCAAAGAUCUAUAAAUUUACUUUAAGGACUGUGAUUAUUGAAGAGGAUGUACAUAUCUAAUUAAAUACGAUUAUGUUUUA